Rhipicephalus sanguineus (brown dog tick) is the source of this 1347-nucleotide messenger RNA. RefSeq names its product beta-1,4-glucuronyltransferase 1. Lineage: Eukaryota; Metazoa; Arthropoda; Arachnida; Ixodida; Ixodidae. The coding region runs from base 79 to 1326 and encodes 415 amino acids. Gene Ontology annotation, molecular function: glucuronosyltransferase activity. The transcript is spliced from 3 exons. The record is from RefSeq and is a predicted model, not a curated record.
GGACACCACAUGGCACCCUCGUGAAAUACGGCAAGCGACUUCGAACGGCGGCAUCUAACCCGAGUAUCUCCGGAAGGGAUGCACUGGAAGUUGCGCAGCAGCCUCGUUCUGACGGUUCUCGCCGCGAGCGCAGUCACACUUCUGUUAACCUGCGCACCCUUCAAGACCUGUAUCCUGCGCGAUGGCGUGCCCGAGACGAGUUCUACCAGGGUGCCCGCUCUCCGAAACAUCCUGUCCACUUACACGGACGUGUUCACGCUGCCGCCAUUCAGGUUGGAUUCGCAGUCCCUCUACCGCGUCUACGAGAACGCCAUCGAGGGCGACAAGCGGCCGUCCGACCGAGCGGUCGUGUGCUUGUCCACCAUCGCUUCGCUGGACCAUCUGCACUGGCUGCGCGAGCUCUCCGAGCACUGGACGGGCCCGGCGUCGGUGGCCGUGUUCUUCAGGGAGGACUUGGACCUGCAGCUGAUGGUGACGUACGUGCACGUGCUCAGGGUGUGCUUCCCUGCCAUCAGGGAGAACUUCAGCUUUCACUUUGUGUCUCCCGCCGAGAGGAACGACAGUGCUGCGAAAGACACGCUCGCGUGGGAAGACGCCGACGAACCGUUGUUCUGCGACAGCCACCGCGCACUGUUGCGUGCCUUUCUGGCAAUACUACGGAAACGCGGCUGGCCCCGUUUGCUUUUCCCGCAGAACCACCUAAGAAACGUCGCCCGCGAUGGCUGCGUUUCGAGCCCGUUCUUCUACGCGACGGACGUGGAUGUGAUGCCGCAGUACGGACUCUACGAGCGACUCUCCGCGUUCCUGCUGCGGAAGCCGCCCUGCACGAAGUGCCUUUACGUCGUGCCUGCUUUUGAAGGCACCGAGUUUGUCACCCAUCCGAGGACCAAGAGCGCUUUGCUCAGCAGAACAGGAAACAAGAAAGACUUCCGCGUGUAUCACGCUGUGGCGUUCAGUAAAAACCAGCGGGCAACAAAUUUCAACAAGUGGAGGAACGUCCCGAGCAGGAGCGAUCUCUACGUAGCCUACGAAGCGGUCUUCGAAUUCGGCUACGAGUGCUUCUACGUCGGUCCUCAUGGCGUGCCCAAGUUUCGCGAGAUAUUCAUCGGUUAUGGAUUCACACGGAACGUCCAGACACUGGAGGCGCACCUGGCCGGCUUCCGGUUCCUGGUGUUGAGUGACGCCUUCGCCAUCCACCGGGGCAUGCGCAACACCACCACCAAUGACAGCGUCCGCAACGCGGAGAAGUUACACAACUACCGCAUCUUCCUCGGCUUCCGCAAGGCGCUUCAACAGCGCUACGGCAAAGGCCGGGAGUUCUCGUGAUGCCUGCCUGCUGCUCGCGGC